CUCCCACAAAAAAAAUAUUUAAAUUUAAAAAAUAAAUAAAUAAAUAAAAGCUACUUUAAAUAGGCCCUUAAAAUUGACAGGUAAUCACGAAGUUUCAGUUUCAGCGAAUGAUCCUCUAAGAGUAUAGUCAAUACUUUAAGUUUGCUUCAGUUAUGAUCAGACAAGCUGUCAGAUGAUCACUGCUAUUCUAAAGUUUCCCUAUAAGUUCACAGGCACAUUGUCAACGAGUACCUCGGGGUUUGUCGAGUUGGCGUGCUCGCGAGUGCGCUUCUUCUUGUGGACUAAGAGCAAGCUGGCGAGAGCAAGUCAAAAUCAAGAACCUGGAGUUGACAGAGCCCAAGAUGGCGCUUCAGUGCCCGGUCAUCUGGAACCACUUGGUUCAAAGAACGUGAAACAUUCACUAGAAGUAAUCCAAAGUUAUCCUGACCCCAAAACGUUCUUUAAAACGUACGUGGUCCCAAGCAAACCAGUUCUGAUUCAAAAUGCAGCCAAAAUUUCACCAGCUUUCCAAAAGUGGACCGACGAAUACUUCUUGUCCCGUCCCGAGUCGAGCGAGGCAACAAUUCAGGCGGAGCAGAGAAAGAAAGAAGAACGAACCACACCAGACAAGGAUAUUUUAUUCAGUGAAUUUGUGAAAAGCUACAAGGAAAAGAAUAUUUAUAUGGUGAGCUCUGUGCCUGAGUUUAUGAGGAGCGAUGUUGUUCUUCCUGCGCCACUCUUAUGCCGAGAUAUUACAGAAAGUGACAUGCUGAGUGAUGCAAUAAUGUGGUUUAGCAGUGGAGGGACCAAGUCUGUUCUGCAUCAGGAUGACGGACUGGAAAACAUCAACUGUCUGUUUGCUGGAACCAAAGAGCUUUUAUUCAUUGAUUAUCACAAGUACAAACACGUGGUGCCCAUUGAUUUCCCGUCUGGACGAUACUCUGGUGUGGACGUGGACAGAGUUGACUUUGUGAAGUAUCCCGGUCUUAUUAAUGUCGAGUAUUACAAUGUAACUAUGCAAGCGGGAGACUGUUUGUAUAUUCCACAUCGUUGGUUUCACCAAGUUCGCUCAUAUGAUCGCAACAUAGCAGUGAAUCUAUGGUGGAAGUACACACCAGAGUUUGUUCCUGAGGACUGUGACGGAGUCGAACCAAAUCAAACUUUAGACAAGGUUACCUUUACCUCACUUGACAACGACCUCGAACAAUCGGAAAUUACCGUGCUGACUCAUUUACAGUACUUUCUUGGAAAAAGGGACGAAAUUUCCUUCAAGCAAUUUGUGAAAAAAUUGAAAAAGGAUCCCAGUUUUGGCAACAGCAAAGAAAUCGAGUGGACAGGGGAGAUGAAAUCAACAACGAAAAAGUUAUUUAAAUUAAUGGACAUGGAUGGGGACAGAUCCUUCUCUUCUGGUGACCUUGAAAAACUAGAAAAUGCAGACGAUACAACCAUGAACGCCCUUAGUAAUGAAUACUACAGACUGUACGACUUGGUAGAAAAAGCAAUAGACUACAUUAGUGAGAACGAUGAAGAACUAUAUGAAGAAGAUGACAACGGUGGUGCUGCUGACGAUUAUGAUAUUGAGCCAAUUAAAAAAACCGCUGAUGAAAAGACUCGGGAAGAACUCUGAGGAACAGUUUUUAGCUUACUUAGUUGUCAUGCAGUUCAAGAAUUUGGAGCACCGACGUUCUUGUGAUAUCACAGGGAGCACACAAUCUUGUUGAAUAGGAAGAGCGUAAAUAAAGGAAUGAAGAGAACGAAUAGUUAGCCUUUGUCUCCUCUUGUUAUUACUUACGCGACCUUACAGGGAACACCGCUACCUACAAGUUCUUUGUAACACAGUAGUGCUAAACUCGUACUUAGGCCAUUUCGCGCUCUGCAAAUUUUUUUUUUUGGUUUACAUAUAACGUUGACUAUAUGUAAACCAAAAAAAAAAUUUGCAGAGCGCGAAAUGUCCUAGGUACGAGUUUAGCACUACAGUGUUACGCGGGACUUGUAGGUAGCGAUUUUCCCUGUAAGGUCCCGUAGAAAAUAACAACAGGCAAAGGUUAACUAUUCGUUCUUUUCAUUCCUUUAUUUACUCUCUUCCUAUUCAACAAGAGUGUGUGCCCCCUGUGGGGGUAUUUUAAAACAAAAUGCGAUUUUUUGAACAUAAAUGAGUUUAUGUUUUUGAACUGUUACAAUUAGGAGGUAAAAAUAGUAUAAGUAUUGUCUAUGG
Messenger RNA from Orbicella faveolata, 2194 nucleotides. Its product is annotated as bifunctional peptidase and arginyl-hydroxylase JMJD5-like. NCBI's taxonomy places the organism in Eukaryota, Metazoa, Cnidaria, Anthozoa, Scleractinia, Merulinidae. The record is from RefSeq and is a predicted model, not a curated record.